AAGUGUGGGGACGGCCACAGCUUGAGUACGGAGCUAACGCCGGCUAGGUACCUCAGGUAUCCAGCGGCAAAUACCUACACUUAGACUGAAGCAUUUCCCUCCCUCACUUAUAGCGUAUAUCGCACACGGAGAUACAACAAACCAUUGAGAAAAUCAAUUUCUACAAAUAUAAUCUACCAAGAUCGAUUCUACUCGCCAAAAACUCUCGAAUUUGUCAACCACUACAAUUGCUUGAUUUAUAACUAUGACGACACUUAAUUUCAUCACCAGUAAUAAGAAUAAGCUGGCGGAGGUCAGAGCUAUAUUAGGCAGCGUGGUCGAUGUUCAAAGCGAAGUAGUCGAUGUUCCUGAAAUACAAGGUACAAUUGAGGAAAUAGCAAAGGAAAAGUGCAGCCAUGCAGCGAAGGCAGUGGGAGGCCCGGUUUUGACCGAAGACACUGCUCUCGAAUUUCUUGCUCUGAAAGGCCUCCCCGGCCCCUAUAUUAAAUGGUUCCUCGAAGCAUUGGGCCAUGAGGGACUAAACAGGAUGCUUGACUCGUUUGAAACGAGAGGCGCUGAGGCCGUGUGCACUUUUGCGUUUUCUCUUGGACCUGAGUCGGAACCGAUCCUGUUCCAGGGACGAACGGAGGGCACGAUUGUGAGACCCAGAGGACCGACAAAUUUUGGGUGGGAUCCGAUAUUUGAGCAUGGAGGCAAAACGUAUGCAGAGAUGGCCAAGGAGGAAAAGAACAAAAUUUCUCAUAGAUACAAGGCUCUCGUUAAGUUGCAACAGUGGUUAGCUGAACAACAACCAUAAGCCAACGCGCCGACCUGGACCAGGUUGAUACCCUACCCACUAUGGCUCUAUUACAGGUUUUCGAGUACUUCAAUCUGUAUUCUUCGCUUGGUCGCUUUUCCAGUUGUCUAUCCAUGAACAGAUCCUAGCGCAAUUGCUCUCUACAUCGCCAUCCUCUUCGCUAUUUAGUUCAACCACGAUUUCACCGUCAAAGGCCUCGCGCGCCUCUUCGACAAGGACACCGAAGAUCUCGGCAUCUAGGUUUUCUUGUAGUUUUG
This is a messenger RNA of Aspergillus versicolor CBS 583.65, 1053 nucleotides long. RefSeq names its product non-canonical purine NTP pyrophosphatase. Gene Ontology annotation, molecular function: nucleoside triphosphate diphosphatase activity. Gene Ontology annotation, biological process: nucleoside triphosphate catabolic process. Gene Ontology annotation, cellular component: cytoplasm. The coding region runs from base 245 to 796 and encodes 183 amino acids. The transcript is spliced from 6 exons. The record is from RefSeq and is a predicted model, not a curated record. Lineage: Eukaryota; Fungi; Ascomycota; Eurotiomycetes; Eurotiales; Aspergillaceae.